UAGUACAUCAUGCUGCAUGGAGUGGUAACUUUGAUUUAGUUCAGUAUCUUAUUACUGAACAAGGUUUGUCUCCUAAUGCAGUUGAUAAGAAUGGCCUCACUGCUUUACAUUAUGCCUCAGUGUCUCUUAACUUAUCUCUUGUUAAAGAAUUAAUAACUACCCAUCAGUUAGAUCCUCAUCAAGCUGACAGUAAUGGUAAGCUACCAAUUCAUUAUGUUGCUCAAUCUGGUGAUAUUUUACUACUGGAAUUAUAUGUGAAGGAUUACAAGUGUAGUCUGAUCCUAACAGAUAACAAAGGUCGGAAUUUUAUUCAUUUUUCAUCAUUAGAAGGUCACACUCACUUUAUCAAACAUAUCACUAGUCAAAAUCUUCAAUACAUUAGUUUACUACACUCUACUGACAAUGAUGGUAAGAUACCAUUGCAUUUUGCCUGUCAGAGUGGUAAUAUUCAAUUGGUCACAUUUCUAAUAAAUGAUAUGAAAUGUGAUGUCAAUGCUAAGGAUACACGUGAUCAAACGUGUGUCACAUUUACAUGUUUCUCAGGUAAUCUUGAUCUAGUACAAUUACUAAUACAACAGUAUAAGCUUGAGCCUUUAGCGACUGAUAAAUAUGGUGUAACAGCAUUACAUGGAGCAGCACAAAAUGGUCAUACUCAUAUACUGAAAUGGUACAGUCAGGAGUAUAGUGUGGAUAUUACUAAUCACACUAACAAUAACAAGUACACACUAGCUCAUGCAGCUGCUUAUAAAGGUAGGCUACAUUGUCUACAGGAACUGAUCAACAAGUAUCAGUGUGACGUUAAUGCUACUACUACUGAUACUGGUAGUACAGUUCUUCUUGUAGCAUGUAAAGGAGGUCAUGUUCCUGUUGUACUUUAUCUCACUAGUCUUCCUCAGUGUAAUGUAGCAGCUAAGACUUCUAAUGGAUCAACAGUUCUUCACAUUACCUGUCAGUACAGUGACUCUCUUCCUAUACUCAAACAUCUGGUAGAGAAUCAUCAAUUAGAUCUAUGUGCUGUGAAUGAUGAGGGAAUGGCUCCUAUCCACUUAGCAUGUAAAAAAGGAAGAUUGAACUUGAUCCAGUACAUUAUAGAACACAUACCAUCAUCACUUGAACUACCUCAGAGUAAACAUGGUCGUACUCCAUUCCUUAUUGCAGUGUACUUCAAUCAGUUAGAAGUUAUUAAAUAUCUUAUUAGUAAGAAGUGUAAUCUAUCAGCUACUGAUGAUAAAGGGUCUGGAGCAGUUCACACAUCAGUAGCAAGGGGCCACUUAAAUGUAUUGAAAUAUCUCAUUGAUAAUAAUUAUUGUAAUCCUAAUGCAACCAAUCAUCAAGACCAUGUACCAAUUCAUAUUGCUGUAGCAGCUGAACAGUUUGAAAUAUUGGAAUUUUUAUUAAGAACUAGAUUAAGCAUACUUAUUAAUGUACAAGAUGAAGAUGGUAACACACCAUUACACCUUGCUUGUAUGUGGAGACAAACAAAGACAGUAUCACGUUUAUCAAGUGCUUAUCUUUCUACUAAUAUCAAUAUAUUAAUUACUAACAAGAAAGGACAGACACCAUUACACUUAGCAGUUGCCUCUGGUCAUAAGGAUACCACUGAAGCUUUACUCUCCUCUGUCACUGGUAGUUCUACUCAUCAUGAUCUGCUUACAGCUACUGAUAAUGAAGGAUCCACUGUAUUUCAUACAGCUUGCAGUAAUGGCCAUAUUGAUGUGUUUCGUUAUUUAUCCAGUAUUUAUCCUCAAGGUGUUAAUGCAUUGGAUAACAGAGGACGUGGUUUACUUCAUGCAGCAUGUGAGGGAGGAGAUAUUGAAAUAGUAAAGGAACUUGUUGAGAAGUAUAAACUAAAUCCUAAAUCACAAGAUAAAAAGGGCAUCACAUGCUUACACUUAUUAGCAAAAAGAAAGAGAGCUAAGAAAUCAUCCUUAAUAUUUGGGGAUGUUGCUGUAAGAAGAAACAUAUACCAGUACUUGAAACACAACAUUGACACUAAUGAAUUACCUAUAAACAAUUAGUCUAGUCAUACUCCUCUGUAUUAUGCUUCUCAUUCUGAUAAUAUUCAUAUAUAAUGUGUUAUCUCAUAGAGACCUUCCCCUGUACUCCUGAUGAUCCUGAUAAUAAUGGAUACACUUCAGUUAAUCGAGCAUGUGAAGCUGGUAGUAUGGAGUUAGUACAAUACUUUUUAACUGAUCUCAAUUGUAAUCUAAUAGCUAAUACUAAUGAUUUUAAAACCAUAAUUUUUACUAGUAAAAGUUCUAAUUUAGAGAUUGUUUAGUUUUUAGUUAACAAAACCUUGUCCACACAAUAUUGAAAU
This is a messenger RNA of Amphimedon queenslandica, 2317 nucleotides long. Its product is annotated as putative ankyrin repeat protein RF_0381. The record is from RefSeq and is a predicted model, not a curated record. NCBI's taxonomy places the organism in Eukaryota, Metazoa, Porifera, Demospongiae, Haplosclerida, Niphatidae. The coding region runs from base 477 to 2018 and encodes 513 amino acids. Gene Ontology annotation, molecular function: protein binding. The transcript has a single exon.